Caenorhabditis auriculariae is the source of this 1882-nucleotide messenger RNA. The record is from the annotation of a GenBank genome assembly. NCBI's taxonomy places the organism in Eukaryota, Metazoa, Nematoda, Chromadorea, Rhabditida, Rhabditidae.
AUGGCCAAGAUGUUCAUCAUUGCCCUCUGCUUGCUGAGCUUGGCUCAGCUAUCGGGUGCCGUUGAUGAUUUGCUAGUGAGUUUUUAACUUGAUUUAUUAGAAAUCUACUUAAAAAGGCACUGAUAGGGUAAACGUUUCGAUAACUAGCUUAAUAGGGAACGUUUUUUAUCACCUGGUUGAAUUUCUGAUAGAAGUUUGCUGAAGUAUACUUUAGUACCUCGAUCGCAAAAAAAUAAAUUCUCUCAAUAGAAAAUGAGACGCUUCAAGAGCUUGAAAUAGCGCUUUUCGGUCAUAAUUUGCGUAUUUUGCAAACUUUAAAGCUUCAUAACUCGACCUUCCUUCGUGAGGUGUACAAAUGUCACCCUGAUCCCAACCCAAGGAUAUUCUGAGACAUUUAUACAUUGGUUUUUGGUCCGAAAAUUCGAAAAAAAAAAUUCCUGAGGAUGAAUACUUGAACCAAAAAAUCAAGUGUUGAGCAAAAUCUUUCCGAAAAGUGCAGGAAAAGCUCAAAAAUUGACUUUCUUUCGAUUUUUAUCAAGCUUCAGCCUGAAAGAUCCUAUUAUGACCGAAAUGAAAAAUUUUUUAAAAUCAAAAAACCGAAAAAGACAUUUUUUGAGCCUAUUUUCUUUGAUUUCUCGACUUUUCUUUCUGUACCCAAGAGCCUUGUGAAGCUCAUUCUGAAACUUUGGAACCCUAUUAUUUGGGAAAAUCAGAAAUUUGUCCUCGAGCUGAGUUAUGGCGCCGACAAAACCGAAAUAAUUCAGAAAAUCUGGAUCCCCUUACAGUACAUCUUCCGCUUUUUCUCAAAACUAAUUUCAUCCUUUUUUUUUUAAAUCUAAACUUGUUUUUAUCACAGGUUAACCCGAAAUUACUAUUUCGGUGCUUUUUUCAAGCUAAUAUCGGUCAAAGCGAAUCAAUUCAGUAUCUCGAUCCGGAGGGAGUCAAAGCUCUGGACGCCGUGCUUACGAAGCUCAACAGCAUCUUCGCCUACAAGCACGAGGAACGUUUGCGCUUCUUGUUCAACGACAGGUCCGAGGUCGAGUACCAUGGGAUGCGCUACAAGGGCUUUGGUAAGCUGUUUCAAUUAAAAAUCUUGUUUCUAAAGUUUCCGUAUUACAAAAAUUUCUUUGCACAACUUCUACCUCAAAAAGUUUGACUUGAGCAAAUUCAUAAAAGAACUCUCUUCGCGCCGAACCCAUCAAAAAAAUUUCAGAAAAAAUCCGCGAAUGGUUCAGAAAAAUGAUUCACGAGGAGCAGUUCAGUUACGUCAUGGUGAUUGGAUUUUCGACUGAUUAUUGGGAAUUUAUGGUUUUUUUCUGCAGUUCCAAACCAAAUGGGACAUGGCUACGGACCUGUCGGAAGUGCGCGCCAAUGGCGUCGUCCAACUUAACGGCAAUGACAAGCAAUUUUCGAUUCGCAUUGUUUUCGUGCGUUUUUUGAAUUAUUUUGUAGGAUGUAUUAUGUACAUGAAUAGUCCGAAAUUCUUUUGAAAAAUGUUCUGUUAAAGAAAAAUUCUAUCUGAUCUUGAAAAAAUAUAACCUUUCUGCGCGCUCUAAUUUCUCACCUACAAAGUCAUCGAAUCAUAUAAGAAGCUUGUAAAAAUCAUAGCAUCCGUUGAGAAAAUAUUGAUUUUUUCUACCUCGGACAUCGGUAACGUGAAUCGGACCCGUCGGGGCAUUUUCUAGUGGCCACUUUAGUAGCGUCAGAACUCUUGAGUGAUCCCUAGGAAUGCUCAGAAACAUCUAGAGCAAGUUCGAUUUUCGUUACCGAAGUCCGAGACCCUAUAGAAAGAAUCCAUUGGAUCAAUUUUUGCUCGAAAAAGAUCAUUUUUCAGGACGAAAGCUUCCAAAACAUUGUCGAAAGCUUGGUAAUCAGCGACUGA